Molecule: messenger RNA, 2099 nt
Organism: Melitaea cinxia (Glanville fritillary)
Lineage: Eukaryota; Metazoa; Arthropoda; Insecta; Lepidoptera; Nymphalidae
Product: alanine aminotransferase 1
Exons: 11
Coding region: 226-1794 (522 amino acids)
Biological process (GO): biosynthetic process
Molecular function (GO): pyridoxal phosphate binding; L-alanine:2-oxoglutarate transaminase activity
Source: RefSeq, a predicted model, not a curated record
UCUUAAUGUCACUUACUGAUUUUAUUUACGUAAUUGCAGCUUUACUGAUAUAAUUAUUAGAUAACCUUUAUAGAGGUCAAUAUUAGCAUCUGUUAUUUAGUGCAAGUGGUGUCUUAGUGAAGAAGCUGCUAAAUAAUUCUUGAACGAAACGAACCCUUUUUUGACAAAUCCUAUCGAUUAAACGCAAAACGUAAUAUUGUAUAACGAGUGACGUCCUUUGAGAAAAUGUCAUCAAUGAGGAUCAUGAUAAGCCGCGCCGCCGCCAGUCGAAUUUUGUCCAGUGUUGGAAAGUCAACGGUACCGGUAGAACAGGUGAUAUUGUUGUCGCGGAGCACAUUCGGAAAUAUACGAACUAUGGCAUCUAAGGCAAUCACGAUAGAAAAUAUGAACCCUAACAUUUUAAAACUCGAAUAUGCCGUGCGAGGACCGCUGGUUAUUCGCGCGGCUGAAAUCGAAAAGGAAUUAGAAAAGGGUGCUAAAAAGCCAUUCAAGAGAGUGAUCAAAGCUAACAUUGGUGACGCGCACGCCAUGGGCCAGGUCCCCAUCACCUUCAUCAGACAAGUGCUAGCGUGCGUGUCGUACCCGGAAAUAAUCGACAAAAGCGACUUCCCAACUGACGUGAAACAGAGGGCCAGGGACAUCCUUGGGGCGUGUGGUGGAGGGUCAGUGGGCUCGUACUCCGCGUCCCACGGUAUCGAGCUGAUCCGCCGGCACGCGGCCGAGUACAUCGAGCGGCGGGACGGACACCCGGCGCAGUGGCAGGACAUCUGCCUGUCGUCCGGCGCCUCCACCGCCAUCAAGAACUGCCUGCAGUUGCUCUGCAACGACAUCGGGGGGAAGAAGUCUGGUGUUAUGAUCCCCAUCCCUCAAUACCCACUCUACUCGGCAUCGUUAGCUGAAUACGGUCUGGAGCAGAUCGGCUACUACCUCGACGAGAAAUCGAACUGGGGACUCAGUACUGAGGAGCUGGAGCGUUCCUUGAAAGAGGCUCAGAAGCAUUGUAAUGUCCGAGCUCUGGUUGUUAUUAAUCCUGGAAACCCUACGGGACAGGUUCUGACACGAGAUAAUAUUGAGGCAGUAAUAAAGUUUGCUCACGCCCACCGAUUGUUCCUGUUCGCGGACGAGGUGUAUCAAGACAACGUCUACGCUGAGGGCAGCCAGUUCUUUUCCUUCAAGAAGGUGCUCCGCGAGCUCGGCGCCCAGUACGGCGGGCUGGAGCUGGCGUCGUUCAUGUCGGUGAGCAAGGGCUACAUGGGCGAGUGCGGGCUGCGGGGGGGCUGGGUGGAGCUGGUGGGGCUGGAGCCCGCCGUGCAGGCCAGCCUGUACAAGUGCGUGUCCGCCAUGCUGUGCCCCACCGUGCUGGGGCAGGCCGCCGUCGACUGCGUCGCCAAACCUCCAGCAAAGGGUGAACCGUCCUAUGACCUGUGGAUCAAAGAGAAAACAGCGGUUUUGAGUUCGUUGAAGGACCGUGCCAAGAUGAUUGUGGAAACGUUCAAUCAAAUGCAGGGCUUCAAGUGUAAUGUUGUGCAGGGUGCUAUGUAUGCGUUUCCGAGCAUUACUCUACCCCCCAAGGCGAUAGAGGCGGCCAAAGCCGCUGGCCAGGCGCCCGACGUGUUCUACGCCUUCCAACUGCUGGAGGAAACCGGUAUCUGCGUAGUGCCAGGUACGGGUUUCGGUCAGUACCCCGGUACUUACCACUUCCGUACAACCAUUCUGCCCCAGCCCGCUCUACUGAAAGAAAUGUUGGAAAUUUUCAAGGCUUUCCACGAGAAAUUCUCAAAGCAAUACUCCUAAAUAUUGAAUUUAUAGCCCUGAUAUAUCGUCUUAUUAGACAUAUUUGAAACUAGCCUAAUCGGGUUGUCAUUAUAUUAUAGUCACCGGGUAUUACACUGAUGGGGAUUUGGUUGUAAUGUUUGUUCAUAGUCAUACCUAUUUGCCACUUGAUGAAGAUGAAUAAAAAUGUUAUCAAAAUUUUAAAUAUAUAAAAAAUGUUAUAGUUUUGUUUUAAGUCAAUUGGUAAUACAAGAAAUGUGGUCACAUAUUUCGAUAUGAACUAAUAAUUCAAAAAAUAUAGGUGUGUUAUGUACGCACGUAAGAAG